Molecule: messenger RNA, 138 nt
Organism: Entrophospora sp. SA101
Lineage: Eukaryota; Fungi; Glomeromycota; Glomeromycetes; Entrophosporales; Entrophosporaceae
Source: the annotation of a GenBank genome assembly
AUGGAAGAUGACAUAUAUCAGAAAGAUGAUAACUCAAAUAUUGAAAACAUAGUUCAAAAAGAUGACAACACAAAUCUUGAAGAAGAUACAAUUAUAAAUGACAACAUUAAUCAAAAAAUGGACAAGGAAAUGGAUUAA